AUAGGAACAUAUUUUGGCUGGAACUUUUACACCGGAGAAGAAAACAGUUGAACCAAAACAGGAAGUGAAUGCGAUCGAGCCUUUUAGAGACCUAACACGGGCGAGAAGACUUGUCUUGAACAUGGACCAAAGCGAUUUGACUGUGGGAGACGACAUGGCGAUUGACUGGGGCGGGAAUUCGGCCCGAAAAGCGGAUUUUACAGCGAGUGUGAGGACGAACGUCCACAAAGGUUUACCUCCACCUAUUGCAGAACCCCUGAAAAUGAGUGUCGUCGAAGGUGACUACCAGUACUACCAUUACGGCUGCGAUGGGCAAAAUGACAGAGGAUGGGGGUGUGGUUAUCGCACUAUCCAGACGAUGGCUUCCUGGCUGAGCCGCAACGUCAAUCCUCAGGUCCAAAGCAGACCACCGCCGAGCAUCCCAGAGAUCCAACAAGCCUUGGUCUCCAUGAUGGACAAGCCAAGCUGGUUUCUGGGCUCCAAAGAGUGGAUUGGGACGUUUGAAGCUUCUAUUGUCCUCUCCUGUUUCUAUGAUGUUCCUUGUAGGUUGGUUCACGUCAGAAGCGGAGGAGCGGAACUGGAGCAGGUGGCCGUGGAAGAACUUCAUCAGCACUUUGCCAAACACGCUUGUCCUGUCAUGAUGGGCGGAGACAGGGAUAACUCGUCGAAGGGGAUCUUAGGGGUGUGCACCGGGACUGUUGGAAGCUACCUGCUUAUUUUGGACCCCCAUUACCAUGGCAGUCCGUUAGAGAGAGGAGAGGUCCAAAGGAGGGGUUGGGUGGAGUGGAAAAGACUAGCAUCUUUCAAUCAGUCCUCCUUUUAUAAUCUGUGUUUACCACAGACUGAGAAAAGAACUCCAACUAGUCAUUGAAAAUUGUGUGUAUAUGGAUACAAACUAAUGACAGCAU
Corythoichthys intestinalis (scribbled pipefish) is the source of this 908-nucleotide messenger RNA. It is a transcript of the gene ufsp1, whose product is annotated as UFM1-specific peptidase 1 (non-functional). Lineage: Eukaryota; Metazoa; Chordata; Actinopteri; Syngnathiformes; Syngnathidae. Bases 122 to 871 code for a protein of 249 amino acids. The record is from RefSeq and is a predicted model, not a curated record. The transcript has a single exon.